Molecule: messenger RNA, 3334 nt
Organism: Thamnophis sirtalis
Lineage: Eukaryota; Metazoa; Chordata; Lepidosauria; Squamata; Natricidae
Gene: GPR183
Product: G protein-coupled receptor 183
Biological process (GO): G protein-coupled receptor signaling pathway; B cell activation involved in immune response
Cellular component (GO): membrane
Molecular function (GO): oxysterol binding; G protein-coupled receptor activity
Source: RefSeq, a predicted model, not a curated record
AACAAUAUACAAAAGGGGAAACAGUUGCAUAUGAAAUGUACCGCCACAAAGAACACAAGCAGAGGACUUUAUGAAGUAGCAAAACGCCUUCUGAACUGAGUCAUAUUAACCAUGGCAACAAGCUCUCCAUCUUCUGUAACAAAUCAAACACAAAUCGAACCUUGUGAUUUAUAUGAACAUGAAGAUUCAGCAAGUAUUUUAUUGCCUACUUUCUACAGUGUUAUUUUCAUAAUUGGUCUACUUGGAAAUGGACUUGCUCUCGCUGUGAUUGUAAAAAAUAGAAGAAAAAUCAAUUCAACAACUAUUUACUCAACAAAUCUUGUUGUGUCAGACAUUCUUUUUACAACAGCUUUACCUACCAGAAUAGCAUACUAUGCAAUGCGUUUUCACUGGCCAUUUGGAGAGGUAUUCUGUAAAAUUACAGCCCUUUUCUUUUAUAUCAACAUUUAUGCAGCUGUGAAUUUUAUGACAUGCUUGAGUAUCGAUAGAUUUGUAGCUGUGGUUCAUCCUUUAAAAACCAAAUUCAGAACAGUUAAAAGUGCCACAUACAUUUUUUGCUUUGUAUGGUGUCUUGUACUUGCCCAAACUCUUCCGUUGCUUAGAAUACCCAUGUCACAUCAAGAAGGUAAAAGGACCACAUGCAUGGAAUAUCCAAACUUUGAAAAGAUUGAACACCUCCCUCUGAUCCUUCUUGGUGCCUGUUUACUUGGAUAUGUGGUUCCCCUUGGAAUUACAAUAAUCUGUUAUUCAAAAAUCAGUUACAAACUCUGUCAAACUGCAAAGCAAAACCCACUAGCAGAAAAAUCAGGAACAAACAAAAAGGCAAUUAAUAUAAUUAUCUUCAUUAUCGUUGUAUUUGUAAUCUGUCUUACUCCCUACCAUCUUGCCAUUAUUAUAUACAUGAUUAAGAAGCUCGUGCAAGGAAAUAUUCCCUGCAGCCAUCAGAAGAUCUUUCAAAAGACACUCCAUUAUACUGUGUUCCUGAUGAACUUAAAUUGCUGCAUGGAUCCUUUCAUCUAUUUCUUUGCUUGCAGAGGAUACAAAAGGACAAUAAUGAAAAUAUUGAGGCGUCAAGGAAGUAUUUCAGAAUCAAGUGCUGCCAGAACUGUUCCUGAUGAAAGCUCCCGGGAUAUUGGAGACACACAACUAACACCCCUUUCAGCAACUUUAAAUGGAAAAAGAUAGACAUAAGCCCUUUGAAUUUGAAUGUGCCUCCAGAAUCUUGAUUUCAAAAAUGCUGGAAAUAGCAAGAAUCAUCACAGCAAGAAAGGCAAAGAAAGGAGAAAAAUCCAACUGUACAUUUAAAAAAAAGAAGUACACGUUUGAUUUUUUAGGAGUGAAGCAGAGGAUGGAUUAUGCAACAUAUCAUUACCACAGAUAUUUAAUUUAAUAAUAUUUGGGGUUCUCCAAAUAUUAUUAUUUUUAAUCUUUCUCUCAUGUCAGUGUACUUCUUUUCUGGGAUGCUAUUACCCAAGUUCUCAGGAGAAAAGCAACCAGUUUAAUGGGUUUAAAUAACUGGACUCUAAACAAUAUACAACUGGAUUGGCAAAAUAACAUGUGACAGAUAUGCAAAAGGGAAUAUUUAACAUUUUCUUUUUCAUAUCUAUAUAUGAAAUACAUUUAUUUAUAUAAUAACCCAUGCAAAAUCAUGUAAUUAUAAAUAGUUUUGUUUCUCAAGAGGAAGUAUGUAGAUAGCUUUAGGCAAUUUACUAUUAUUGUUAGAAAAUAAUCCCCAAGUUUUAAAUAACUUAUUGAACACUGGAUCCUAUGUUUGGUUUGACUAUUCCAUAAUAAUUUUAAGAUAUAUAACUAUGAUGGCAAACCUAUAAACUUACCCCAAAGUGGCACAUGGAGCAAUAUCGCCUGGCAUGCGUGUUGCCCAUUCCUCUUCUGGGCUUCUGACACGCAUGCACGUACGACGAUUAGCUGGCCUUCAUGUGUGUGGCAGUGCUGGAAACUGGAAGAACUGGUCUUCCAUUUUCUGGUGUGAGCAUGCACGCUGGCCAGCUGAUCGUCCAUACACGCAUGCACAUCAGUAACCAAUACAUUUGGUGGUCUGCGCGCACCGGAAACCAGAAAUUCUUUUUCCAGCAUGCGAAUGGCCCCCGGGCAGCUCUUCCUCAGUGCCAAAAAGGUUCGCCAUUACUUAUAAAUAACCUACAUAGUUUAACGGUCAUGUAAUAAAAACAGCUGAACCUCUAGGAUGGAAGGCUGAAAGUCUCAAACCUUCUCUCACUGAAGCCCUCUGGGUUUUCCCAAAUAGGCACUGUCUCGAGGCAGUGUCUUGCAAUUUCUGCCAUUGUAAGUGCUUCAUUUUGUAUCCUUUCCCAAAUAAUAAAUAUAAGCAUUUUACAACCUCUGCCACCUUUCUGUCUAUCAAAAGAUAAAAAUGGUUAAAAAAAGGUCAAAAUGUAAAUGGAUGAAAUAAUUUGAAUAGUACUGCUUUCUAGUUUAACAAUGAAAAGGUUCGUGGCUAGAAGGUUUAGCAUUUAGAUGUGGUAUCAUUUAGAUGUGGGGGGGGGAAUCAGGUCAAUCUCAUAAGAGAUAAACAAAAUCAAACAUUAUUUAAAGAUGAGUUGAACAUUUCAACUUCAAGUAUCAACAUUUUCUUUUGCAAGAAGGAAAUGCACCGACUCUUCAUUUAGUGACCUCAGUUAGCAACUAUUCACAAAUAAAAAGGUAAUAAAGUUCAUUUUCUGACUAACGCAUGCAUUUACAACUAAAUUUUGUGCUCCUGACAACACAUGCCCGGGACAGUAAUACUGACUUAGCUGUGCAACCAAACUUUAUCUGAAUGAAAAAAUAGUAAUCAGUGAUUUCUCAAUCAUUUGUUCACUUAGUGAUCAUUUUGUUUAAUGACUUGAUCACUGGAAUGGAACAUAGUUGCUAAACAAGAAGUGAGUGUACAGAUAAAAUGCUUUCAGAAGAUCACAGGGUGCUAUGAUUCUGCUGCAAAUAAACUUUUAAAAAUCUAUGCAAAGUACUGGAAAAAGUUUCAAAGACAUAUUACAGAUCAGGAAAGAUUCUGGAGUGAAGUUACUUUUCCAUGCACAACCUGAGGAUAUGUAUAAAGAGACUAUAAAGAUAUAUAUGGAAACUUAUAUAGCAUGUGUGUGAAUGCCCUUUCAAUCAGUGUUGACUCACAGUAAUAAGAAAAUUAACUUUCAUAAAGAUUUUUGGUUAGAAUUUUAACCUAUUUCCUUAGGACAAAAGCUUUCUUAAUAUUCCUAGCAUGUGAAAACAGGAUCAGUCAGUUUGCAUCAAACCUAAUGGUCACCAUUCCCCUCCCUUCCGCCAUCAUAACCGUCCUGCCAAAACAAUGCCUGGGAAGAAU